AUGUCAGUAUCCACAUCAGUAUAUUACUAUUUAAAUAUUGUAGUUGUUGGAGAACCUCAGUGUGGAAAGACAUCCUUAUUAUUUGCAUAUAUUAAAAAUGAGUUUUUAGAUGAAUUUACAGCAACUUCUUAUGAUGAACAACCAACUCUUAUUCUCUAUAAAUCACGCCAAUAUUUGGUUUCAUUUGUGGAUAGCUCUGGUUUUAAUGGGGAAGUAAAUAAGCCAUUAAGAAAAACUUUAUACAACAAUGCAGAUUUCUUUAUUGUAUGUUAUGCAAUAGACGACCCUAUAUCUCUUCAAAAGGCUGAAAAUGUUUGGAUUCCAGAAAUUUAUAGCUUCAAACAUGAUGCUUCUAUCAUCCUCGUUGGUACUAAAAGUGAUUUGAGAGAUAAUUCAAUUAACCAUAGUCCAUUAAUUGAUCACAAUAACUUAUUAACUAAAGAAGAUGGUUAUAAUGUUAAGAGAAGGACUCGCUGUAAGUUAGUUGCUGAAACUUCUGCAAAAACUAAAGAGGGUAUUCUUGAAGUCUUCAAUGGCAUAUACGAAUUGGCCAUAUUUGAACAAAAAAAAGAAAAACAUUGUAUUAUACUCUAA
This is a messenger RNA of Entamoeba histolytica HM-1:IMSS, 594 nucleotides long. RefSeq names its product Rho family GTPase. The coding region runs from base 1 to 594 and encodes 197 amino acids. Gene Ontology annotation, biological process: actin filament organization; cortical cytoskeleton organization; small GTPase-mediated signal transduction. The transcript has a single exon. Gene Ontology annotation, cellular component: plasma membrane; cytoplasmic vesicle; cell cortex. The record is from RefSeq and is a predicted model, not a curated record. Gene Ontology annotation, molecular function: GTPase activity; protein kinase binding; GTP binding. NCBI's taxonomy places the organism in Eukaryota, Evosea, Mastigamoebida, Endamoebidae.